AUGCAGACACCCAAGCCCUUCAUUCUCUUCUUCAGUCCAGUCAGGCACGCCAAGGCAGCAUUCGAACAGCUGCACGAGGUUGCGAGAGUCGGCGUAGUCACCAGCACUAACAGGCAAGAAUUCUUCAAAGAUGUUCAAGAUAAAUAUAAGGACAUUCAGGUGAUUUACAGAACAUCAGCAAGCGGUGCCGUCGCGGGGAACUUUGACGUCGAAUUCAUUCAACAUCUUCCAUCAAGCUGCAAGUUUAUCUGCCACAACGGAGCAGGAUACGAUCAAAUUGACGUCAAGGCUUGCGCAGAUCGAGGAAUCACCCUCACCUACGCGCCUGACCCGGUCACCAAUGCCACAGCCGACUUGGCUCUCUGGCUACUACUUGGAUCGUUAAGACAGCUCAACCCAUCACUUGGUUCUUUGCGCCGGGGAAACUUCAAGAAGGGCAUUGAUUUCGGCCGCGAUCCACAGGGCAAGGUUCUCGGUGUCUUAGGAAUGGGUCGAAUUGGCCGUGCCCUCAAACACCGAUGCGAACCACUUGGUAUCAUCACGCAGUACCAUAAUCGCUCAGAACUGCUUCCUCAGCAAGCAGCCGGCGCAAGAUAUGUAUCCUUCGAACAGCUCAUUUCCGAGAGUGAUAUAAUCAGCAUCCAUGUUCCACUCAGCACUGCGACAAGGCAUCUUAUAGGUGCCCAAGAGAUAAGAUGA
Molecule: messenger RNA, 699 nt
Organism: Fusarium mangiferae
Lineage: Eukaryota; Fungi; Ascomycota; Sordariomycetes; Hypocreales; Nectriaceae
Exons: 3
Coding region: 1-699 (232 amino acids)
Cellular component (GO): cytosol
Molecular function (GO): NAD binding; glyoxylate reductase (NADPH) activity; hydroxypyruvate reductase [NAD(P)H] activity
Source: RefSeq, a predicted model, not a curated record